Messenger RNA from Limulus polyphemus (Atlantic horseshoe crab), 6143 nucleotides. RefSeq lists its product as uncharacterized. Bases 228 to 5984 code for a protein of 1918 amino acids. The transcript is spliced from 5 exons. NCBI's taxonomy places the organism in Eukaryota, Metazoa, Arthropoda, Merostomata, Xiphosura, Limulidae. The record is from RefSeq and is a predicted model, not a curated record.
UUCAGUCUAACAACUGCCAUCAUCGCUGAAAAAAAAGAAGCUUUUCGGGAGGAAAAUCCAUUUGAUCAUUUUUUUCUUCGACUUUAUGCAACUGUGAACUAUUAAGAGUAUUUUCUCAGUACAACCAAUGAGCAGAUUAAGUUAUAUGCAAAUUAUGUGUUUCCAGUAUUUUAACUGCGUGCUCCCCACGUGGAUCUUAUGAAGAUCUUUAUGGUGGAAACCACGUUAUGCCUGGUUCUAGCAGUCCUGCAGAUACUAAAUAUUGCUGUGUUGUUGUGCCUAAGUUACCAAAUUAUAUGACAGAAAACAACGCAAUAACCAUGGUCCAGCAACCGCUGAUUGAGGACCACGAAAAUACAAAUUUAAAAGAGUGUCAACUAGAAAUUCCUAGCAGUAAUAAUUCCAAAACACAACCGUGCGAAGAAGGUCCUAUAAAUAAGCCUUCAGAUUUCAAUGUUUCUACUUUAAUUGAUAACUCAGGAACUUCAGAAAUUCAUUUGAAUACUACGGAUCCAGAUUACGGUGGAAAUAAAAAAGACUAUACUCUUCCUUACUACCCUUCUAUGGUGCCUAAAAGAUGGAAACAUUUAAAAAAACAUAUAAUUAACAAACGAAACAGAGGAGAAAACAAAAAAACAACGACUACUAAGUCCUUAAAAUAUUGUCCUAAACAAAUGAAAAAGGGAAAACAGGUGAAUGGACUUCAAAAGAGAUGGCAAAAUUUGGGCAAUAAUUGUUUCAAGGAAUCAGAAGCAUGCUCGAAGUAUUCGAGAAAGCCAAAUAAAGGUUUCGUGGUUAUUUCUAAAGGAAGCACAACAAAACUACUAAUUAAAUCUAGAAAAUCUGAGAGAACAUCCUGCUCUGUCCAAAGAAAGUUACUUCCUACUGGAAAAUGUCGAAUUUUAAAACAAAAGAGUGAUAGCUUAACUGUCUCACUUAGUACAAAUGGUAAAGAAAAAAAGUCAAACAGUGACAUAAAGGAAUACGAACAAUCUCUCUGUCUUUCAUCAUCUGAAGACAAUAAUCGACUUAGCCGUUCCAGUCCAAGAAAACAAAUGAAAACAAGACAGUCUUUGGAAGAUGAACAUGGACAGUUCCCUGCCAGUUCUAUAGAGCUAAAGAGAGCUAAAUCUUCGUACAAAUGUCAAAUUCCAAAAGUAACUAAUCGCAAUAAAAAGGUUAGUUCAGUACUAAAGCAACCAAAUAGUCGAAGUGAUUACUUUCCGUCACAAAGUGUUAACCACAGCUUUACAAAAGUCAAAAAGGUAUCACCAUUGUCUGUCUAUACGAGUAUUUACGAUAACUUUAUUUCAUCCGUGACAUGCAAACGCUUCAAAAGAAAAUCCACUAAACGAAAACUAGAUGGGCCAGGAAAUGAGUCAUUCAAAAAAUCUUGCUCUGAUGAACAAGGUCAAAAUAUACAAAUAAAAAGGAAGAAAAGAAAUCUAAAAUCCCAAUCACCUGACUGUUCCGCUCAUAACAACGUUGAUGAAGUGGUUAAAGAUGUGAUUAACGAUAUAAUUGAUUCAGUUGUUCAAACUAACCUCAAUGUGGAAGAAGAUAUUAAUUUCCAUGAACCUUCUGCGAGGGAAAAAAGCCUUCUUGUAGAGUUCUGCAAUGAAUAUGGAUUUGACGAAAAUGAAUUUUUAAAUUUACGAGCAGUUCUUAAUCCCUAUAUAAGAUCCCCUGAUGAUGAUGACAUGUUUUUCCUACCUCCAAAGGAAUGUUCUCAACAUAAACCACUGUCUAAAAAGAGAAAACUUGGAAGAUAUCGGAGAAGAGGAUUGAAAAAAGAGUCUAUUGGUGGAAACCAAAUAAAGACAAUGCAGCCAAGAAAACGGAAACCGUACAAGCGAAGAAUAUCAGGAUCUAUUCCUACUAGGAUAUUAAAAACAAGAGCUUCAUGUAGAAGAAACAAUAUAUAUAUUGAAGACUAUCAUAAUUUUAGCACUACUAAUAAAGUAACGGAAUGUUGUUCAGGCGAUUCUGAAACCACUCGUGUACACACAAACUGCCUUGAAUUAUCAAAUACACUGAACAGUGUUUCAGAAAAAAGCACAAAUAAAACAUCUAAGUUUUUAGACACAUUGCACUCUCAAGAACCAGCUGAAAGUGGGAUUUUAUUAGCGAAUAAUAAUAAUGACAUGAAUGGCACUACUUCUGCUGUUAAAGACAUUAGUCUUAAAACUGAACCAGUGAAAGCUUUAGAAAAAGGUAAUUCUGAAAAUAUUGACAAUUCAGACAAUCUUAGUAUUCGCAGUUCUGUGCGUGAGAAAGAAAUGUAUUUUGAAACUGAAAAUGAUUUUAGUGGAGUCGAAACUCUCCAAGAAACUGAGAUACUACAGCAAAAAGACAGCAAUAAUAAGGAAACAAUAGUAGAUCAACAUAUCAAAAGCAACGUGUGCGAGGCAAAAUCUCACCAUGUCGGUGACUUAACUUCUUUGAAUAAUACAGAUGAAGUUGGAGUCAGGUCAAACUCUAUCGUUCAAAGAAAGUCAGCAAUAUAUGAUAAGCAUACUUCAGCUGAAGAUGCACCUUCACUGGAGAAAAUGUCAAACACCACCUUAGAUUGCAGUGAAGACAAUCAAGUUAUUGCUCAUGAAACUAUAGAACGAUGUACUCUCAAGGCCAAAGCUAAAUCAGUGCUGGACACGCCUUCAGUAUUUCAGAGAAAUGUGAACAAAACUAACAAUAUACAAGAAAUUACUGAAGAGCCUGUUAGUGAAAAAUGGAUUUUAGAGGACAACAAAAACAGCCAAGAAAUUCAUGAAACUGUAAAACAUAGAAACAUUAACACUGCUGCCAUAUUUAUCAAUGAAGAAAGGGACAAAUAUCCCAGCAAAACCAGACAGACUUCAAUUGUACCUGAGGAACACCAUGUAGUAGAUAUUCCACUAGCAGAGGAGGUAGCUAAAGGGAACUUCACCAGUGACAAAGAAGAGAAGUCAUCUAGUAACAAUGUGAUUACUAAGAAACCCAAAGGUCUUGAAGAAGUAAUAUUAUCUUUAACAAAAGAGACGAUUAAUGCCAAUUGUGAAAGAUUGAAAAAUACUCCUCAUGUUACAACACAAAGUGCAAAUAAGGCCUCAGAUGACCAAGACAUAAUAUCAGUAAAUGAAAUAUACGUAGGUGGCGAUACAAAAAUAAAAGCAAUCAAAUGCUAUUCUGAAACCUUUCCGGAAGCCUCAUCCUUCACCUGUCAGAGUAAUAAAUCUCAUUCAUAUGAAAGACUUUCACCAGAAUGUGUUAAAAAAGAACUAGAUUUGGUACCAUGUUCACAAAUAGAAAGUACUGACAAUAACAAAGAAGAAUGCGAUAAUAUGCCUUCCGUUUCUAACCCGAAUGUACAAAAUAAGCUUAUAUCAGGGAUGGAAGAAAUCCAUAAUUUUCAAAAAGGUUCUAACUGUCCUUUACAAGAUAUUAACGACAAUGAUGAAGCAGUUGGAAUUAUCACGGUGGAGAACGAUUCAUCAGAUUCACGUACAGAGGUCAAUCAGUUUGAGGAAGACCAUGAAGAGUCGCACCAGGAGAGGAUAAAAAUCCCACUGGAUUUGAGCAAGACCAGAGAACCAGACUACGAGACAAAGGAUUCAAGAUACGAUACAAUGAUAGGAACCGGUUUCGAUAUUCAAUCUGUUACAGAAGAGAAGAUAAAUAUAAACAAACACAGUGGAGGUAAAACAGUAAAACCUUAUAUUGAAAACACAGGAGGCUUGGUUGGACAAGACCAAAACAAGUCAAAUAGUUUAUAUGGAAAGACAGUGAAAACUCCUGUUCUUAAAGAAACGGUGAAAGAAUCGGUUCUUCUGAAACUCUUAAACAAUGGAUUAUUGAUAACACCACCUGGUGAGCAAGAAGCUUCAACUCGUCCUGUAUCAAAUAAAAAUGACGUUUUUCAAUCCGCAGUUCCUUCUUUCAAUAACCACGUCAUACAUAAAGCAAAAACGGUCAAUACAACUAACACAUCGUCUUACGACAAUACCUUUUUAUGUUCCGAAAGUGACGCUGCAACUCGUUUAGAUAAAAAACUAGGUAGUAGCGAACGAAAAAUAAACCAAGAGAAGAAACAUAUCGAGACAGAAAAAUGGCCAAGUUUCCUGGAAAAUGAAGAAAUUGGAUGCACGUCAAUAAAAGAUAAGAUAGCAAGGCUCAGACGAGAAAUAUUUUAUUUGGAUUUGAUGGCAGAUCAAAAGGAAAAGGAGAAAUUAUUGAUUGAACAAUUCAAGAAGCAGAAAGAAGAAAAAUUAAAACGCAUAUAUCAGAAACAAACCCUACUUUCCAAUUUAACAAAUAAAAAAAUGCAAAAAGAUAAAAGAAUAGCAACUAGUCCUUUACCAUUGGCACUUAGUAUGAAAAACCAAGGGGAAAACGUCAAGAACGUUUCAACCAAUGAAAUGGCUAAAGAUCAUGGUAAUUGCUUUCCAAAUGCAUUAAUUGAUCAGCCAAUGCCUAAUUUAUAUUCCCAGAAAACGUGUGGCUUUCAGAAUAAUUAUUUACUAAAUGAAUUUUUAACUAAUAGCUCAGCUACUCAAAGAGCACCGAAAGAUAUUCAACGGCAGACCAUUACAGCGCGAGAUUUUAUGGCAGAUGUACAAAGUGCUACAUCAAUUAAUUGUGAAACAACUCAAAGCACUACUGUCCCAAGGAGUGAUAGUCAAGUUGCAAAGUUUUGUAAUUCUCCUCGCAGAGUUGAUAUCUCCAAGAGCUCUACAAGUACAUUAUCUCUCGACCAUUAUCUCGAAAAUCUAACAAACGUAGAACAGAUCAGUAAUGUCUCACCAAGAGGACUUACGAACAAUAACUCUAGGCAAACCUUGGGCCAAACGCGAUUUAGAAAAAUACGUCCAAAAACAUUAUCCACAAUAGAAACGGUAUUCUCGCCAAAAUCUAAACAUGAACAAAACGCUACUCUAUCUGCUGGAGUGAAUCAGUCUGUUACUCAACAGCACUUACCUUUGUACCAGGGAAAAAUCAACCCUUUUCAACAAAAAGUACCUGCCCCUCAAGGAAAAUCUUCUGGUAAUUCACAACAAAUUCUGCUGCCGCCUGGAGACUUUGCUGGUAUUCCACAAAAGGUAUUGCUGUCUCAGGAAAAUCCAAUUAGCGUUCCACGACAAAUACCGUUUUCUCGGAGUAAAUCCUCUGGAAGUUCACAAGAAUUAUCGCCGUUUAACGUAAAAGUCACUGAUGUUCCACAGGAAGUGUCCGUCAAAGAAAUGAGCUCUACAGCUAAUCCACAGCAAGUAUUGCUAUCCCAGGGGAACUCCACUAGUUUUCCAAAGGACGUGCCAUCUUUUAAGGAAACAUCCAAUAGUGUUCCCAACCAAGGGAGCUCUUUAGAUUCCAAAAAUAUAUCAAGUGGAACAUCAAUUAACAGCCCAGUGUCCGCGGAUCAAUUACUUUAUAUUCCCAUUGAACUUCAGUGUUGGAAUUUUCUUUUAGCCUGUGCACAAGCCAUGGCAAACCAAAACUCUCUUCUUAGUCAAGUUGUGGCCAGUAAAAAUCCGUUUCUUAGUCAAGACCUGGGUAAUGUAACAUCGAACUUUAGUCAGUCUUUGAACACUGAAAACCCACUACUCGGUCAGAUUAUCGCUAAUCAAAACACCUUACUCGGUGGUAAUGUGUCUCUUCAAAAUACGUUUCCACUACAAGAAAAUUCAAAGCUUUCCAAAGAAAUCUUUAAUAACAAGUCAAAUAAGAGCUUAACGACUGAAGAGUCAGCGACGAUAGUGGACUCUCCAAUAAUGUGUAAACAGUCACCACCUGCCGCCUGUACUACUUCAACAGCUGUAUCUGAUAGUCAUGUGGAUGCUAGUUCUGCAAAGAAAAUUACUGAUGCUUCAAUAAAGUCACCUGCGUGUGGUGCAUGUGGUGCCAAAGACCCUUGUUACAUAUGUUCGGGUUGCCAAAAGGAAUGGUACUGCAGUAUGCUGUGUCAGUUUAAAAACUGGACUGAACACUCAAAAACAUGCCGGAAGGUUUGAAGAUAUUUACUUCUUGAAAAGGGAGGUGAAGAAGUCAGUGGAUGUGCUUUAAAAUUUUGAGUGCUUUAACUUUAAUAUUCAAUGUGAACUGUUUGAUUUAAAAACAGAGUGUAUAUAAUGCACGGUAUUAUUAGUAGUAAAAUUAUUUUUACAUCUGGA